This is a messenger RNA of Daldinia childiae, 360 nucleotides long. Its product is annotated as NADH dehydrogenase [ubiquinone] 1 alpha subcomplex subunit 13. Bases 1 to 360 code for a protein of 119 amino acids. Lineage: Eukaryota; Fungi; Ascomycota; Sordariomycetes; Xylariales; Hypoxylaceae. The transcript has 4 exons. The record is from RefSeq and is a predicted model, not a curated record.
AUGCCUCAGGAUCUUCCCCCCAUCGGGGGCUAUGGCCCUGUACAGUACAAGCGUAACCUCCCCGCUCCAGGCUUCCGCCCGACGACGCUACUCCUCGCCAUGGGCGCCGUCAUGACUUUCGGUUUCUACAAGUUGGGACAGGGUAUCCGAGAGCAGAAUGAGCUUGCCCGAGAAAAGAUGUGGUCGCGUAUCCAUCUGAUCCCUCUCCUACAAGCCGAGGAAGACCGCGAUCUCGUCCGCAGACAUCUGGCUGAUCAGGCACGCGAGAAGGAGCUGCUGGGCGAGAACAUGCAAGUUUAUAACUCUGGAAAAUACGUGAGGCCGACGUUUGCCGUUACGCCGUCUAGCGUGACGAAAUAA